GUCGUCUACACACUUAUUUUUUUUUUGUAUAAAGUGAUUUAGGAAAAAAAGAAUUUAUUUUAAUCAAUUUUCAUUCAUUCACGGAUUGGUAAAAUUUAAUCAAAAAUUGUGUUUUCAUAGACUAAAAGAAAAUCACUCAAAACUAUUUACACACAAGAGAGAAAAAAAAAAGAUGACUGAAAUCGAACUCGGUAGUUGCAAGCAUUUUACACAAUAUAAGAAAGAUUUUAGUGUUAGAUCAUUUACUUUAGUGCACGGUUGUUUUUCAGCUUGUGUUAGCAAAGAGGCUAGAAAACGAAAGGCAUUAUCAUGUCUUUGUUUUAUAUGUGGUAGCUCAGGUCCACAAUUGUAUUCCUGUCUUCAUUGUAUAUUUUUUGGAUGUAAGGGAGCUCACAUAAAUGAACAUUUAAGAAAUAGUGUGCAUUAUAUAGCAUUGGAACUUAGUUAUGGGACAUUGUACUGUUAUGCAUGCCAAGAUUUUAUAUAUGAUAAUGAAUGUUUAAAAAUAUCAGAAGAUCAUUUACGUCUAGAAGCAAAAAGUUUAAAUAGACCAUUGCCUUGGCGUCCUUGUAUUCCUAGUCAACAAGAAGUAAAUAUAUUGUUGGAGAAUCCAAGAACAUAUGUUUUAUCAUUUAAUUCAGUUGGUUUAAGAGGCCUGUCAAAUUUAGGUGCAACUUGUUUUAUGAAUUGUAUAAUUCAGGUUUUAGUUCAUACGCCGCUACUUAGAGAUUAUUUCAGUAAUGGUUUACCAGAAAAAGAUAGUUGUAAUAAUAGUAUUAAUUCAAAUCGAGAAUGUAUGGUUUGUGAAUUUUCAAGAUUAUUUCAAGAGUUUUAUAGUAGCGAAAGCGAUCCACUACCUCUUAAUCAUUUAUUAUAUUUAGUAUGGAAGCAUGCUAAGCAUUUAGCAGGAUAUGCACAUAAAGAUGCUCAUGAAUUUUUUAUUGCAUUUUUGGAUUUAUUACACAUACAUAGGCAUCAAUCAAAAACACAGCAACAUGAUCCAAUAGCAGAUAGCAAUGAAAUAUAUCCCACCAAAUGUAAUUGUAUUAUUUGCAAAAUAUUUACUGGUAGUCUGCAAAGUGACGUUGUUUGUACUGAAUGUCAUGGUGUUUCAACAACUAUAGAUCCAUUCUGGGAUAUUUCAUUAGAUUUAGGUGAAGCACAAACUGGUACACCAAGAACAUUAAUAGAGUGUUUAGAACGUUAUACAAAAGCUGAAAAUUUAGGUUCAAAUGCUAAAAUUAAAUGUUCAAAUUGUAAGUGUUAUCAGGAAUCAACUAAAAAAUUAUCAAUGAGAUCAUUACCAACAGUAGCAAGUUUUCAUUUAAAGCGUUUUGAAUAUUCUAGUCUUGAAAGUAGAAAAAAGAAGUAUAGUAUUUCAUUCCCGAAAGAGCUAGAUAUGACACCGUUUAUGUCACAAAAGCAAGAAGACUUUCAAGGGGAUUAUCGUUAUUUAUUAUAUGCUGUUGUAAAUCAUACAGGUACAACAGAAUAUGGGCAUUAUACAUCAUAUAUUCGACAUAUUAAAGAUGUUUGGGUUAAAUGUAAUGAUGAUAUAAUUACAUCAGCAUCUAUUGAACAAGUCUUAAAUAGUGAAGGAUAUCUUCUAUUUUAUCAUAAAAAGAAAUUAGAUUAUGAUACUUAAUGACAACAUUUCAAUUAAAAUUGAUUAUAUCUUCCACCACUUUUUAUAUUUCCUCAUCA
Condylostylus longicornis is the source of this 1704-nucleotide messenger RNA. RefSeq names its product ubiquitin carboxyl-terminal hydrolase nonstop (gene not). The coding region runs from base 173 to 1645 and encodes 490 amino acids. The transcript has 6 exons. Gene Ontology annotation, biological process: protein deubiquitination. NCBI's taxonomy places the organism in Eukaryota, Metazoa, Arthropoda, Insecta, Diptera, Dolichopodidae. The record is from RefSeq and is a predicted model, not a curated record. Gene Ontology annotation, molecular function: cysteine-type deubiquitinase activity; zinc ion binding.